AUGGGAAGUAGCAAAGCAAUUGGAAUUGACUUAGGUACUACGUAUAGUUGUGUUGGUGUUUAUCAAUAUGGUCGAGUAGAAAUAAUAGCUAAUGACCAAGGCAACAAAACUACGCCAUCAUAUGUUGCAUUUACGGAAAGUGAACGUUUAAUUGGUGAUUCAGCAUAUGAUCAAGUAGCUCGUAAUCCAGAAAAUACAAUUUUUUCAAUAAAACGAUUGAUAGGACGAAAGUUAAACGAUCCAAAAGUUCAAGAAGAUAUGCGUUUAUGGCCAUUUAAAGUAAUUUCUAAAAAUGGCAAACCAGCAAUCGAAGUAGAAUUUAAGAAUGAACAACGAACAUUUACUCCAGAAGAAAUUUCAUCUAUGAUUUUGAGUAAAAUGAAAGAAACAGCUGAAAUUUUUUUGGGAUUUACUGUAAGUAAAGCAGUUAUCACAGUACCAGCAUAUUUUAAUGAUAGUCAGCGACAAGCGACUAAAGACGCUGGAAUUAUCGCUGGAUUAGACGUCUUGCGAAUUAUUAAUGAGCCAACAGCAGCAGCAUUAGCAUAUGGCCUUGAUAAGAAAUUAAAAAAUGAUCAAAAUGUUCUCAUAUUUGAUCUUGGAGGAGGCACAUUUGAUGUUUCAAUACUUUCAAUCGCUGAAGGAUCACUUUUCGAGGUCAAGGCCACUGCUGGAAAUACUCAUCUUGGUGGUGAAGAUUUUGAUGAUCGACUUGUUCAAUUUUUCACAAAUGAAUUUAAACGUAAAACAGGAAAUGAUAUCACACGUAGUCCACGUUCAUUACGGCGAUUACGUACAACAUGUGAAAGAGCAAAACGAACGUUAUCAAGCUCUACUCAAGCAACUAUCGAAAUAGAUAGUCUGUAUGAAGGCACUGAUUUUUAUUCUUCAAUAUCUCGAGCGAGAUUUGAAGAAUUAUGCGGUGAUUUGUUCCGAAAAACAUUAAAACCUGUAGAAAAUGCAUUGGAAGAUGCCCGACUAAAAAAGCAUGAAAUUAAUGAAGUAGUAUUAGUUGGUGGUUCAACGAGGAUUCCAAAGAUUCAAAAAUUACUUUCUGAAUUUUUUAAUGGUAAAGAGCUUAAUCAUUCUAUAAAUCCUGAUGAGGCAGUAGCUUAUGGCGCAGCAGUUCAAGCAGCUAUUCUCACUGACGUACGUGAUGCAAAUGUGAAAGACGUGUUGCUAGUUGAUGUGACACCACUUUCUUUAGGUAUUGAAACUGCUGGUGGAGUGAUGACUACUUUAAUUGAACGAAAUACUCGAAUUCCUGUAAAAACAUCAAAAAUGUUUACUACAUUUUCAAAUAAUCAACCAGGAGUUAGCGUACAGGUAUUUGAAGGUGAACGUAGCAUGACAAAAGAUAAUAAUAUGCUAGGUAAUUUUGAUUUAAUGGGAAUACCACCAGCUCCACGUGGAAUCCCACAAAUUGAAGUAACAUUUGAUAUCGAUGCAAAUGGAAUUUUAAGUGUUGCUGCUGUUGAACGCUCUACUGGAAAAAGUAACAAAAUACAAAUUAAAAAUGAAAAAGGACGAUUAUCAAAAGCAGAAAUUGAACGCAUGAUAAAUGAUGCUAAGCGAUUUGAACGUGAAGAUCGUGAAUCACGCGAACGUAUUGGAGCACGCAAUAAUUUUGAAACAUACGUGUAUCACGUGAAACAAGCAGUUGAGGAUUAUGGCAAUCGUUUAAGUUCAUCUGAUCGUCAUCGUGCACUUGAUGAAUGUGAAAAUGCUAUAAGAUGGCUAGAAAGAAAUCAAGAAGCAGAUAAAUCAGAUUAUGAUUAUCAUCACGAUCAACUGCAAUCAAUCUGUAAGCCAAUAAUGGUCAAAUUACAUCAGCCCAAUGGUUCUUCCACUUUCCGUCCCAAAUCAGAUGGACCAAAAAUUGAAGAAGUUGACUGA
Thelazia callipaeda (thelaziosis nematode) is the source of this 1896-nucleotide messenger RNA. NCBI's taxonomy places the organism in Eukaryota, Metazoa, Nematoda, Chromadorea, Rhabditida, Thelaziidae. The record is from the annotation of a GenBank genome assembly.